Molecule: messenger RNA, 4120 nt
Organism: Trifolium pratense (red clover)
Lineage: Eukaryota; Viridiplantae; Streptophyta; Magnoliopsida; Fabales; Fabaceae
Product: kinesin-like protein KIN-12A
Exons: 16
Coding region: 173-3697 (1174 amino acids)
Biological process (GO): microtubule-based movement
Molecular function (GO): microtubule motor activity; ATP binding; microtubule binding
Source: RefSeq, a predicted model, not a curated record
GUUUCAAAAAUAAAAUCCACCAUUUCGCAAAAUAGACAUCGUAUAUUCAAAUUCAAAUCUAAACGGCUAGUUGUUCUGCUUCCAUCUCUCUCUCUGUCUCUUCCAUUUCCUCUCUCAACUCAAACCCUAGUUUAGUUUCUCUCUCUAGAAUCACGUUGUAAAAUAAGCGAUUAUGAUGAAGAAAUUGACACCGGUGCUGAGAAAAGCAAAGCGCAACAGUCCUUCCUCUGCCAACCCCAAAUCCACGCAAAAGCAUAGAUUCACACCCUUCAAGGACAAAGAGAACAAACCCCCUAAACCUCCCUCUAACCCUCUCAAACGCAAGCUCCAUUUUCUUCCCGAUGACACCGUUUCUACCUCCUCAGAUUCCGGCGUCAAGGUUGUUGUGAGGUUGAAACCGAUUUGCAAUGACAAAGACGAAGUUGAUUCCGUGAUUCAGAAGAUUUCUAGUGAUUCCUUGUUAAUCAACGGUCACGAUUUCAUGUUUGAUUCCGUUGCUCACAUGGAUUCUACUCAGCUGGAUAUGUUUGAGCUUAUUGGUGUGCCACUAGUUGAGAAUUGCUUGGCGGGGUUCAAUAGUUCCGUUUUUGCUUAUGGACAGACUGGGAGUGGAAAGACAUACACCAUGUGGGGUCCUCCAAAUUCUUUGGCAGUCGAAAACUCAAUAAUUGAUCAACAAGGAGGUCUUGCUCCUCGUGUUUUCGAGCGACUCUUUGCCCGCAUAAAUGAAGAGCAAACCGAUCAACUCCAGUAUCAGUGUCACUGUUCUUUUCUUGAGAUAUAUAAUGAGCACAUAACCGAUCUGUUAGAUCCAAAUAAGAGAAACCUACAGAUAAGAGAAGAUGUCAAAUCUGGUAUAUAUGUUGAAAAUCUUACAGAGGUGCAUGUGUGUACAGUGAAGGAUGUGAAUCAGCUUUUGAUGAAGGGAUUGUUAAACAGAACAGUAGGUGCAACCAGUGUAAAUUCUGAAAGCUCCCGUUCACAUACUGUUUUUACUUGUGUAGUUGAAUCACGAUGCAAGAGUAUUGCAGAUCGUACUAGCAGAUUUAAAACAAGUAAAAUCAAUCUUGUUGAUUUAGCUGGGUCAGAACGACAGAAAUCAACAGGUGCAGCAGGAUACCGUCUGAAGGAAGCUGGCAACAUUAAUAGAUCACUUUCACAGCUUGGGAAUCUGAUUAAUAUUCUUGCUGAAGUUUCUCAGACAGGAAAGCAACGGCAUAUACCAUAUAGAGACUCCAAAUUGACAUUUUUAUUGCAGGAGUCUCUUGGUGGAAAUGCAAAAUUAACAUUGCUCUGCGCUAUUUCCCCUGCACAAAGCUGUAGGAGUGAAACUUUUAGUACAUUGAGAUUCGCACAACGUGUCAAAGCUAUCAAGAACAAAGCUGUUGUAAAUGAAGUAAUGCAUGAUGAUGUGAACCAAUUGCGAGAAGUAAUACGCGAACUCAAGGAUGAGCUGCAUCGAGUUAAAACAAAUGGUUACAAUCCAAGUGAUGGCAGUGGAGGCCAUUCAGCAGCUUUGAUCCGAAGAAGUUUGAUUUUAAUGCAGCCUAGACUGCAUUAUCCGUUAUCACUACCUCAUAUUGACGAAGAUGGUGAUGAGGAGAUGGAGAUUGACGAGGAAGGUGUCGAGGACCAUGCUAGAAUUCUCCACAACUCAAGCAAAGAUUCUGCUGGUUUUUCUGGCACAAAUGGAUACAUUGGCGAUCCCAGUGAUACAAUGAACUGUAAUAACCAAGCUAGCCUCGGCGUAGUUAAAUGUAAUACUGACUCCAUCCUCAAAUCCCCAAAUCCCAGUGUUUCGCCAACAAUCAGCAGCAGCAGAAAAAGUUUGAAGACCUUAUCAAAGCUGUCCCCAUCUCAGAAUAACAUUCAUAUUGAAAGUGACUUAGGCUUAAAGAGUGACCUAGGCAUAAAGGCUGUUAAUCAGAAAAGCAUGUCUAAUGCUCUGUCUAGUCUGACAGCUCCAAGUUUCCAUACUAAAACUGAAAAUUUGACAGCUAGCAUCCACCAUGGUCUUGAAACUAUCGAUAAUCAUCACUGCGGUGCAUCUUUUGGGCAAUCAUCGUUGAGGCUCUCAUUGAGACCUAAAGAUUCUAAGCAAAAUUUUCCAGUGGACAAAGUUAAUGUGGGAGUACAGACUUUCGUGCCGGAUAAUACUGGAGAAGAAGAUUCUGUUAUGUUGAAUUGUAAUAACUGUAAAAGCAGAAUGCAACUUGAUGUCAGUAAGAUUGACAAUAACUCAAACAUGCAGUUGGUGCCUGUUGAUUGCCCUGAAUCUGUUGAUAAACCAAAGAAGCAUGUUCUUAAAGCUGCUGAGAAGGUUUUGGCAGGAUCCAUAAGGAGAGAAAUGGCACUUGAAGAAUUGUGUGCAAAGCAGACUUCUGAGAUAAUGCAGCUCAAUCACUUGUUGCAACAGUACAAGGAUGAGAGGGAAUGCAUUGCAAAAGUAGGACAGAUACAGGAAGGUAAAAUUUUGCGCCUUCAGAGCCUUAUGGAUGGUGUUUUACCCACAGAGGAAUUUAUGAAUGAAGAGCUAGUGUCACUCACACAUGAACAUGAGCUUUUGAAGGAGAACUAUGAGCAUCAUCCAGAAGUUCUGAAAAUGAAGAUUGAGUUAAAAAGAGUACAAGAUGAGCUACAAGAGUAUCAGAAUUUCUAUGAUUUUGGGGAGAGGGAAGUGUUGAUGGAAGAGAUAUGUAAUUUAAGAAAUCAGCUUCAUUUUUAUAUAGACUAUUCAUCCGCGCCUGCAAGAAAGGAAUAUUCACUGUUGCAGUUGCCUCAUUCAUCUGAACCCAGAAUGGCAGCAAACCUCACUUCCAUUCCCGAUUCAGCAGAAGCUAGUGCUGAGGCAAACGCAAAUGAGGAAUCAAAUGAAGACAGUGUCAAAGUAAAACUUGACCAGGAAAGAAAUCAAUGGACUGAGGCAGAAAGCAGGUGGAUUUCCCUUUCUGAAGAACUCAGAGCUGAAGUUGAAGCUAACAGGUCGUUAGCUGAAAAGAGGAAGCAUGAAUUAGAUGCUGAGAGGAAGUGUUCCAAGGAACUGAAGGAUGCAAUGCAAAUAGCUAUAGAAGGCCAUGCACGGAUUUUAGAACGGUAUGCAGAUUUGGAAGAGAAACAUGUCCAGCUGCUCGAAAGACAUAGAAAGAUCCAUGAUGGAAUUGCUGAUGUCAAGAAAGCAACUUCCAAAGCAGGAGUAAGAAGUGCAGAGUCUAAACUCAUACAUACCCUUGCAGCAGAAAUUUCAGCAUUAAAAGCAGAAAAAGAAGAAGAAAGGAGAAUCCUAAUAGAUGAAAAUAGAGGGCUUCAGGAUCAACUGAAGGAUACUUCUGAAGCAGUGCAGGCUGCAGGUGAACUGCUUGUACAGCUUAAAGAAGCAGAAGAAGGUGUCAUCACUGCUCAGAAGCGGGCGAUGGACGCAGAACAGGAAGCUGCAAAGGCCUACAAACAAAUUGAUAAAUUGAAGAAGAAAUAUGAGAUUGAGAUUAGCACCCUUAAUGAGCUCCUUGCCAAAUCACGUUUGCCUAUGGAAGAAGAAAUUCAACCUACUUGUAAUGAUUUUGUUAUGCCUACUGGUGUUGACACCAACGCACCACAUAGUUUUAAUCAGUUUGAGCCGUUUUAUAAUGAAGAGGACGGCGAGCUUGCUAAAUUAGAAGAACCAUCAUGGUUCUCCGGUCAUGACAGAUGCAAUAUAUAGAAAACAUCAUGCUUGUAAAUAUUUCCUUCCAAGAAUCUUUGAAUUAGCAGUAAUCUUUGAAUUUGUGCUCAAUUGUUCAUAUUUCCUUCCAAGAAAUGAUUAUUGUUUCAAAAGAAUCCGUCUCCAAAUUCCCAAAUGUCUCUUGUGCUAAAGCCUUUUUGACUAAAAAAUAAUGUUACAUUCAAAAUGUUGCAAAUUUUUUAUAGUAAAUCACAUUUGACAUACUAGUAUUGGAAUAUUGUGCGUCAAUUUUCUUUACCACAAAAUCACAUUUAAGGUGCGUAACCAGAAUGGGUUAGCAGCUAGGCAGGCACACAAGUAGGAUUUGUUCUACUUCUAUUUCUUAAUCUAGAUGCAGAUCACUUGGUUACACUAUCAUCAGAGACACUAAAGCCAGAUUAAGAAUGUGUUUGUUGUCCUUGA